Messenger RNA from Nylanderia fulva, 3913 nucleotides. RefSeq names its product phosphofurin acidic cluster sorting protein KrT95D (gene KrT95D). NCBI's taxonomy places the organism in Eukaryota, Metazoa, Arthropoda, Insecta, Hymenoptera, Formicidae. The record is from RefSeq and is a predicted model, not a curated record. Gene Ontology annotation, biological process: protein localization to plasma membrane.
AUACGCAGUAGACUCGAGCGAGAAGGUCAGAGUGUUCGCGCCUCAUAUUAUCAUAAUAUCGCGCAAAAUACAAUUAUUCUACAGUUAUUAUAAUUAACCAUGAUCAAUCCUCGCGCGUUUAAUUAUUUCGAACAACCGAUUCAACAUAAUUAAACAUCGUAUCUGCCGUAUAUUCCUCUCAUUAUUUUUCAAGUUUGAAAAUUCCUCAUUCCCAAUCUAUUCCGUCUCUCCCUAAAAAAAUCCCUAUGCAGAAAGAAUUCCAUUUCCAUAUUUCGAAGUUGGCGAUUCUGACGAAAAACGCAAGUUCGCGCUUCCACCGCGAGAGGUCUCCGGCAUGAAAAAAGGAAUUGGAAUGAGUAGUUUCGGAAAUCGCCGAGAGAUGGCGCUGCGCGUCCGUGAAUGAACUCGGCUCGAGUCCACCCUCCGAAGCAGAUAUGAGAUAUAUCCGGGCGUGUGACGGCGCCACGGGCGGACCGGAAUAAUCUCCGUCGCCGAUCGUCGUCCAUCCAUUCCCAGCCCCGCAGCCACGGCAAGUCGCGGUCAUCAUCGAUGAGAUAGUCGUCGUCUGCGAGCCGCGAGACGCGGUGGCGAAGCGUCGAGAGAGAGAGAGAGAGAGACAAGAGAAGACAAGUGUUGCGCGCGUGUCAUCCUGGGCCGCACGGGCCGAAAAUGGCGGAACGGACGAAGGUGACUGCUCCGGCUACCCGGCCCGUUCCCAUGAAGCUCUUCGCCACCUGGGAGGUGGAUCGCACUCCCCCGAAUUGCAUACCCAGGCUGUGUUCCUUGACGUUAACGCGUUUAGUUAUACUUCGGCCUCUCGGCUCGGAUCUGGCGUCUAUCAGUAUCGCAGUGAAGAUGCAAAGCUCCAAAAGGACCCUGCGAUCCAACGAGAUGGCUAUACCGACCGGCGGAAUGCUCGACACGGAAUUGGAAUUGCAAUUUGCCCUUCAAUAUCCGCACUUUCUCAAGAGGGACGGCAACAAGCUCCUGAUAUUGCUGCAGAGGCGAAAGCGAUAUAAGAAUCGCACGAUGCUCGGUUACAAGACUCUCGCGGAAGGGAUCAUUAACAUGGCACAAGUGCUGCAGAAGCAAAUGGAUCUCGAGCUAGAACUCGUGUCGGACAAGGCAGAAAAAUACGGCGGCCACUCGGUCGCCCUGGCACGCGUCAACGUUGUCGCUCUGAGCUCACAGCCGGUCGACCACGACAAAAGACUGAUGAACGAUCCCAACGAAAGACUUUGCCCGGAAUUCAGCGACGAAGAGGAGGAAUUUAGUUCGGAGGGCGAGGCGGAGGGCAGCGACAGCGAACCUACGUUGGAAGUGCACAGGCGGAAGAGUCGCGGAAAAAUCCCAACAAAUGCCAGGCAAAGAAAUUUAAAGCAAAAGUUUAUAGCUCUGCUGAAGCGGUUUAGAGUAUCCGAGGAGUUGGAGCACGAUCAAGAAGAAAUCGGGACAAAACUUUCAGGCGGUGAUAUGGAGAUAGAAGAAUUGUUCGACGAAUUAGAGGACUUAUCGGAUAGCGGACCGGAAUUAGAUACCAUGUCUGUUAGUAGCACACCAAAGCCAUCGUUAAGACCGUUUUUCAGCUCUAGUCGAUCCCUUCUCGCGCCGCCUCAUUCUGUAGUAACCAACGAGGACACUGGAACUAUCUCGACGAACGCCACGUGUCAGCAACCCGUGGGUCAGCCAACUAAAGAGAAACAUCGUAUCGGACACACAACUCCAGAGCGCGGAGUGGACAGACAGAGCGAUGAUAGUUCACGAAGAGCCGACAGCGAUUCCCACCCCGAGAACUGGACGGAUCACGAAGCAAACGAUCCGCCGAAUUACAUGGCGGGUUCGCCGCCAAAAUCCGAGCAGCCUAACAAGAGCGAGGGUUCCGAGAGGAGAAGCAGACUCUUCGCGCGCGACAGAGGGACACCGGGUAGCAAUAAAUCUAAGAAGCACAGUCUGAGCGUAGAUCUCAAACCCUCGGCCGAUUUAAAUAACACGGAGCCGAGAAAAGCUUUAGUCGAGCAACUAGGUCGUGUAUUACCGGACGAUAGUUUACCGGAGGCUGUGUCGCUCGUAUCGAUAGCAGAUCCUGGCGGUGCGGUUCUCGCCGCGAGAUUACAAGAGAGAAACCACAAAGUCCUGACGACCGCCUCCCCGGCUGACAUCCGUGCGACAUUUACAUGUCUGGUCGCGCGAAUACAAAAAUUCUGUAACAGUUCUGCGAAACCACCGGCGCCCAUAAAGGUAGUCAUCGCCGGGGGAGACAGUUUCAUAAACGCAGUUCUCCGUCACUACGUCGACCUGCUGAGCUUCAGACCGCCAGAUUGGCAGAACUAUAUGAAAUUUUUAGUGGUGCCGCUCGGCUCAAAUACUUUAACAAGAUAUCUCGGCUCUAUUGACUCCAAAUAUUCAAUGCUAUUCGGAGAUGAAUGGAAGGAGCUUUUGGAAAGGGAAGGUGGCGGCUCGAUUGAAGGCGCGGCACGAGUGUCGGAGUAUCUGGCCACAGCAAAUACAGUUUUAUUGUUACCUAUAGCAGAAGCUAUGGUUACAUACAGGGAAACGGACGACAGCAGUCAAAUCUUCAUUCCCUUUAUAAAUGACGUUCGAGUGGGAUGCCCGGACAGCAGUUCUUCCGCAUCAGUCGACCUGGAGGAGAGUAAUGUCAGCAUGUCCGGUUCUCCACCUUCCUUACCUCCCCCGACUUUGCCGGUUCCGUUACCUCCUGGAAAGUUAACGCCACCCAGCAGUCCUAAUGUAGGCCAACCGGCGAGAGAAGGAUGGGAACCGGUCGAGCUUCAGCUGGAUUAUUGGGGUAAACAAACUCAAGGCGAAAAGGGAAAGAACACGUUACGUCAAGCUUUUAGGGCCUUGCACGUGCAAAGACUUCCCUCGUUGGGCGAAGCUCCAGGACAUCACUUGUGUAUGAAUUAUACGACAAAAGAGAAGAAGCAGAAAAUAAUGAGAUUAGGCAAGAAGAAAGAAAAGGAGAAAGAAAACGAGCCAAAGAGUCAAACGGUGGAUGGCGUGACGCGUCUUAUAUGUUCUGCGAAAACACACAACAUUCCAUUAAGAGUGAGUAUCGAUGGUACCGAAUGGUGUGGUGUAAAAUUCUUCCAACUAUCAGCGCAAUGGCAAACACACAUCAAGACAUUUCCAAUAGCAUUAUUGGAAUAUAAUCCGCAACAACAGGCUUCGAAUGCUACGUAAAUUUAGAUUUCCAUCAUUAUAAUAUGAAGGCUUUUAACAACUUACUUACAUAUUCUAUAUUAUUAACGAUAACAUUAAUAUUUGACUCGUUUUAUACGCAGACCCGAUAACCAUCAACUUCUUAAGACUGCCUAGUAAGAAUUAGAUUUUAGCGGAUAUUGCAAAUUCCAAGCUAUUCGAAAUACAUAUUACAUUCAUUCCAUUAUUUGUGGUAAUAGCAAUAGAUGAUAUUUGAAUACCUGGAAUAUUCUUGUGUCAUACAAAAUGUAGAGUUAUUUGUGAUAAACGUAUAUUGUCGUUUUACAAGAAAUUCUUGUAAUGCAUGUACGUUUUGAAAUUACUUUAUAAAAUAUAUUUGUUUUAGAUAACUCGAUAAAUAUGUAAUUUAAUUGUAUCAGCAUAAAUUACAAAAAUUACGUAUUCGUUUGUCGACAUAUCAUGAGUAAUUAGAAUGAAUAUUUGUAUAGAGAUUUUGUUGGUUAUGGGAAUGCUAUAUAUUAUAUAUUGAAAUUUCUAUUCAUAAUAUGUUAUUUUUAUGACAAUACGCUAUUGAAUUUAAUACCGAGAUAUCUUUAAGUAGCGUAAGAUUGAGAGAGAUUGUAAAUUUGAGUUUUAUUUUACGAAAAUAUGACUCAAAGAUAAUCAAAUGAUCACAUCAUAAUGUUAUUUUCAUUUUUAUUUAAUAUUAAUGUUUAUUAAUCUCUGUCACUGC